Benincasa hispida (wax gourd) is the source of this 3643-nucleotide messenger RNA. The record is from RefSeq and is a predicted model, not a curated record. NCBI's taxonomy places the organism in Eukaryota, Viridiplantae, Streptophyta, Magnoliopsida, Cucurbitales, Cucurbitaceae.
AUGCGGGAUAGAUUUUUUUCCUUCUUUCCUUACAGCACGAAAAGUGGAAAGAAAGAAACACACCGGAGAAGAAGGAGGAGCGAACAGGAAAGUGGAAGAAAGACGAAAGAUUCGCAAUUGAAAGCUUUCACUGCCAUGUCUAUGGCGUCUAGGGUUUCUCUUUUCAAGUCUUACUGAAAUCUUUCCUCUAUACGUAGUUUCUUCUACUCCCUGUUUCAUCGUCUUUGAAAACCCUAAUUCUUCAUGCAUCAAUUUCAACUGUUGUUCUUCACUCCACUUCAAGAUUGCCUUUGAAGUCGAGUCAGUUUUGCCGCAGUUGUUAUGGGUGCGCCAGAUAGAUCUCCGGCGACCUCCAAUUCUAUGCAGCGUGUCAAAGUAUAUCGUUUGAAUGAUGAUGGAAAAUGGGAUGAUCAAGGAACUGGACAUGUUACUGUUGACUAUUUGGAGAGAUCAGAGGAAUUGGGGUUGUGUGUCGUUGAUGAAGAGGACAAUGAGACUCUACUUCUACACCGUAUUAGUUCAGAUGACAUUUACAGAAAGCAAGAAGAUACUAUAAUCUCUUGGAGAGAUCCAGAAUAUUCUACAGAGUUAGCUCUUAGCUUUCAAGAGACAACUGGAUGUUCAUACAUAUGGGAUCACAUCUGCAAUGCGCAAAGGAAUCUCCAUUUUAAUUCUCUCAACAAUGAUACGUUCCACAGCAUGAACAGUGAGUUGAGGGAGUUGCCUGCAAUUGAGCUAUCAACACUGCCCCUAAUACUUAAGAUUGUUGUUGAAAGUGGCAUUACAGAUCAGAUGCGGUUAGUGGAACUCAUAGUUGCCAAUCAAGAUUUUUUCAAAAAGCUGAUGGACAUAUUUCAUAUCUGUGAAGACUUGGAAAAUCUUGAUGGUCUUCACAUGAUAUAUAAAAUAGUCAGGGGGAUCAUCAUGCUGAAUAGCUCACAGAUCUAUGAGAAAAUUUUUGGAGAUGAAUUAAUCAUGGACAUCAUUGGUUCUCUAGAAUACGAUCCAGAGUUGCCUCAUGUCCAGCAUCAUCGUAAUUUUUUGAAAGAGCAUGUCAUUUUCAAAGAGGCUAUACCCAUCAAGGAUCCAUUGGUUUUGUCGAAGAUACAUCAAACAUACAGAAUUGGCUAUCUAAAGGAUGUUGUUUUGGCUAGAGUAUUGGAUGAGUCCACAAUUGCAAAUCUAAAUUCCAUUAUCCAUGCAAACAAUGCGCUGGUUGUUUCUUUGUUGAAGGAUGACAAUACAUUUAUUCAGGAGUUAUUUGUAAGGCUGAAAUUGCCAACGACGUCUGAAGAAUCUAAAAAGAAUUUGGUACAUUUUUUGCACGAGUUUUGCAGUUUAAGUAAAAAUUUACAGAUGGUUCAGCAGCUACGACUAUUUCGGGAUCUUAUGAAUGAGGGAAUUUUUGAUGUCAUUGCCGAUGUAUUACAAAGUCCAGAUAAAAAAUUUGUGUUAACUGGGACAGAUAUCCUUAUUCUUUUCUUGAACCAAGAUCCAAAUCUUCUACGUUCUUAUGUUGUUAGGAAGGAAGGAAUUCCACUCCUAGGACUGCUGGUUGAAGGCUUGAUUACCGAUUUUGGUGAGGAGAUGCACUGUCAGUUUUUUGAAAUCCUCCGAUGUUUACUGGAUUCCUACACACUAUCAGGAGCAGGCCAGAGAGAAACUGUUGUCGAGAUAUUCUACGAGCAUCAUUUGGGUCAAUUAAUUGAUGUUAUAGCAGUGUCAUGCCCUCCAGAACAUCUUUAUCCAUUAAGCAACAAAACUGGACACUCUGGUUUAUUAAAGAAUCGGAGCAUAGUAAAGCCUGAAACACUAUCCAACAUUUGUGAACUGCUUUGCUUUUGUGUUCUGCACCACCCUUACAAGAUAAAGUCCAACUUUCUCGUGAAUAACGUCAUAGAUAAAGUGUUGUUACUGACUCAAAGAAGGGAAAAAUAUUUGGUUGUUGCAGCUGUUCGGUUUGUUCGUACUAUUUUAUCUCGACAUGAUGACGAUCUGAUAAAUCAUUUUAUCAAAAAUAAUCUUUUAAAACCAAUUAUAGAUGCCUUUGUUGCUAAUGGGAAUCGUUACAAUCUGCUCAACUCUGCUGUUUUAGAUUUAUUUGAAUAUAUCCGCAAGCAGGAAAAUCUGAAAUCUUUAGUUAAGUACAUGGUCGAUUCAUUCUGGAAUCAGUUGGUUCAGUUUGAGUAUUUGGCUUCAAUUCAGUCUCUAAAAGUAAAAUAUGAGCAGUGCCUAGACGAUUUUGGUACAAGAGGCACAACUACUAAUGUGUUAGAUCCUAGAAAAAGAAUCGAGGAGCGUGCUUUGGAGAAAGAAGAAGAAGACUAUUUUAACGAAGAGAGUGAUGAGGAGGAUACUGCAACUGCAUCUGUUUCAAAUGUACAGAAAGCGCAGUCUUCACCUGUUCUAUGUAAUGGAGUUGCUGCAAGUUACCCUCCACCAAGUCCUCGACCUGGUGGUGGACUUGUUGACUACGAUGAUGAUGAGGACGAUGGAGACUACAUGCCACCGCCAAGAAAACAAUCAGAAACGGUGGAAGAAGAUGAAGGAGCAUUGCAUACCCUCAGGUUGAAGCGGAAACCUCUUCACAAGGACAAGGAUUCUGAGAAGGUGAAAAAGCAGCGACUGGGGAAAAACUCCAAGACAAAAGAUGGUGUAUUUGCUGCCUUGUGUUCUACAUUGAGCCAAGCAGUUCUGCCCAACAAGAAUGCAGCGAGCUCUCAGCACUCUAGGCCCCAUCCAAUUGAUGGGAACAAAAGUUCAGAACACGAGAGUCCGAAAGAGAUGGAUGAGAAUGCUUUAAGAAGCUCAACUGCUGAUGAUGGCAGUAGCAGUUUGGAUGAGGAGAACCAUACAGAAAAGCAACCAAUUUCUUCUAAAAAGUGUUCUGAUCCGUUGCUUAAACCUUCAGAUAAUAGACAGUUGAAUGGAGAAGACUGUUCAUUGAUUCCUCCAAACUCCUCUCCUGAAAUGACUGUAAAUGGAUCGUAGGUUCUCUCUUCAUGGCAGGGUGAUUGCAAUUUUCUUCCAUUUUCGUUUGCCUUGUGAAUAUGCUUUGGUGCGAAAAGGGACCCGGACUAGUCAUGAAUCGACAACUUCAAAAGGAAGCUAGUCUUGGAACAAAUUGGCUUCAAGGCUUUCCAUCAAAGGCAAUGGAGCUAGUUGAUGCCUGUAAAAUAGUGUACUGACCGAGUGGUGGAUUGGAAGCCUUCUUGUGUUGCAUUCGUGCGCUCAAACAACCUUCCACCAGACCCUUUUUUUUUAUCGCGAGUUUAGAAAACCGUUGCUUUAAGUUGAACAGUUGUUGGCAUCAAUUUUGUUAUCUGAUUUGAACCCCUCCCCCCCAACCUCCACCCCAAACACCUAAAAGAGAUAGGGGGUGUAUACAAAUAUUUAUAUCCAUGGGUUCAGCUGUGUAAACUAAUGUCAUUCAGUAGACAAGAACGGGCAAGUUCCUACCAAACGAUAUGGAUUUUAUUACUUGCAUUGCUCAUUCAGUUGAGUGUGUUUCUGACACACGGUUCUUCUGGGUUGGGUUGGAUCAAAUUUUAAUCUUUACGUUCUACUGAGCUUAUCUACCUGAAAUGUAGUGUAGACGUCUGUAUAGCGGACUUUUAAUUCAGGAUGUGUUUAUUUUUGGUCU